Thamnophis elegans (Western terrestrial garter snake) is the source of this 4446-nucleotide messenger RNA. It is a transcript of the gene RIN2, whose product is annotated as Ras and Rab interactor 2. Gene Ontology annotation, biological process: signal transduction; vesicle-mediated transport. Bases 393 to 3065 code for a protein of 890 amino acids. Gene Ontology annotation, cellular component: cytosol; endocytic vesicle. Lineage: Eukaryota; Metazoa; Chordata; Lepidosauria; Squamata; Natricidae. Gene Ontology annotation, molecular function: guanyl-nucleotide exchange factor activity; small GTPase binding. The transcript has 12 exons. The record is from RefSeq and is a predicted model, not a curated record.
GUCCGUCCUAGUUCGGGCCGGACUGCCCUCUACAGAUCGCGGGGGGGGUGGUGGUGAGAGCGCACUGCCGAGCCUGGCGCGACCGGGAGAUCUCUGGCGCGCGCUCUCCGUCUCUCCCCCACCCUCCCGUCUCCUCUCGCUCUCUCCCCGUCUCCCUCCCGAAGUGCCGCUCCUCCCGAGGGACGCAACAGGAGCCAGGAGUUGGCGGACUCGGAAGAACGAAACAAAGCCCGGUCGUUUCGCUCGCCUCCCGCUCGCUUUUUUUCCUCUCGCUGCUUAGCUUAGUUGCGCCUUUCCGAUCCCGCUGCGGCUUCUUCGGAGGACUUUUCUCUGCCUUUGUGGGGCUACUCAGCAACCCCGAGAGUUCAUUAGGGCUUUCUUUCCCAGAGAAAAUGUCAACUUCUGCCAUGGAACCCCAGUCUCCUGAUGAGAGAGGAAGUUUUUUUAAGCUAAUUGACACAAUUGCUUCAGAAAUCGGAGAACUGAAACAGGAGAUGGUACACACAGAUCUGACACUGGACGCUGGACGCACCAGUUUACCAAGCCUAGAGAAAGAUAUGGGUGAUGUGUGCCCGGAUCAGAAAGAUUUUGCAAAUAUCAUACGAGAUUCUGGAUAUGAUAGUCUCCCCAGUAAGCUCAGCAUACUAGAUAAACUUCUUCAUACCCACCCUAUCUGGUUACAGCUUGGCUUAAAUGAUGCUGAAGCAGUGGAAAUUCUACGCUCUCAACCUCCUGGAACUUUCCUUGUUAGAAAAUCAUCAAGAAUGCAGAAGAAAGUCCUAUCGUUACGCCUACCAAAUGAUCUAAAGGGAUUUUGCCUUAAAGAGUUUGCAAUAAAAGAAAGCAUCUAUACUUUUUCCUUGGAAGGCUCUGGAAUAAGUUUUGCUGAUUUAUUCAGGCUUAUAGCUUUCUACUGUAUUAGCAGGGAUGUCCUGCCAUUCACCUUGAAGUUACCUCAGGCAAUUGCAGCAGCAGCAACAGAGUCUGAACUUGAAGAGGCGGCUCAGCUAGGAUUGAAUUUUUGGAGCUCUCCAGCUAACAACAAACUGCAGAAAUCUCCACCCCUCCAGAAGCCUCUGCCUUCAGACAGCAUUUAUAAAAGCUCCCAGCAGCUCUGCCUCAUAAAUGGAGUUCAUUCUAUAAGAACCAGAACGCCUUCAGAGCUGGAAUGCAGCCAGACGAAUGGAGCUCUGUGUUUUAUUAAUCCUCUCUUCUUGAAAGUGCAUAGCCAGGAUGUUGGUGGAAGUCUGAAAAGAUCAGGUCCAAAAGCACAAGAUGUGAAUGGCCCUGAGAGAUCCUGUUCCCCCCCACCCAGGCCUCCCCCACCUUCUAUUCAUAGCCUUCUUGCACACCCUCAGCUGUCCAGGACUACAAACAAGGCCAGUCUGCCAGAGACUGUCAGUCAGAGCAAACCCUCCAACUUGGAUGGGAUACAGAAGAGGCCAACUCCUAUCCCACCGCCUCGCCUGAAAAAAAAGGCUCUCUCUUUAGCACAGAGCAAUGCAAAGAACUCAGCAGUAAAUGAACCCAGCCAUAAUUUGGUGGAUGGCACAGAAACCGCCUGCAUUCCAGGUGGAACUCCGCCUCAGCAGAACUUGGAGAGCAAAAACAGCUUAGCUACACACCGUGAGUCACAAGUGCAGUGGAAUGGAGGCCGGCAAAGACUAAGCAACAUGAGUCUGUCCACAUCCUCCUCUGAUUCUCUGGAUUUUGAUCGGAGCAUGCCACUCUUCGCUUAUGAUGGGGAUACCAACAGCAGCCUGGAGGAGUUCGAGGGGGAAAGUGACCAGGAGAGCAUGGCACCACCCUUGAAGCCCAAGAAAAAAAGGAAUGGCUCGUUUGUGCUUCCCAAAAUUGUCAAAUCCCAGCUGAGGAAAAUGAGUGGCGUCUUCAGUUCCUUCAUGACCCCUGAGAAAAGGAUGGUUAAGAAAAUAGCAGAAAUGUCUCGAGACAAGCGUACUUAUUUUGGUUGUUUAGUUCAGGACUAUAUAAGCUUUCUACAGGAGAACAAGGAGUGUCAUGUUUCCAGCACAGACAUGCUUCAAACUAUUCGGCAGUUCAUGACCCAAGUAAAGAGCUAUUUAUCUCAGAGUUCUGAACUGGAUCCUCCCAUUGAAUCUCUGAUUCCGGAAGACCAAAUAGAUGUGGUAUUAGAGAAGGCCAUGCAUAAAUGCAUCUUGAAACCUCUCAAGGACCAUGUUGAGAUGAUGUUGAAAGAAUUCCAUACAGCUGAUGGCUCAUGGAAGCAGUUGAAAGAGAAUCUUCAACUUGUCCGGCAGCGAAAUCCUCAGGAUCUGGGUGUUUUUGUCCCAACACCAGAUUUCGUAGAUGUUGAAAAGAUUAAAGUCAAAUUCAUGGCAAUGCAGAAAAUGUACUCUCCUGAAAAAAAAGUUAUGUUGCUACUAAGAGUGUGCAAACUGAUUUACACUGUGAUGGAAAAUAAUUCAGGGAGAAUGUAUGGGGCUGAUGACUUUUUGCCAGUGCUGACCUAUGUUGUGGCGCAGUGUGACAUGCUGGAGUUAGAUGCUGAAAUUGAGUACAUGAUGGAACUGCUGGACCCAUCCUUGCUGCAUGGAGAAGGAGGCUACUAUUUGACAAGUGCAUAUGGAGCGCUGUCCUUAAUUAAGAAUUUCCAAGAAGAGCAAGCAGCAAGACUGUUGUGUUCAGAGGCCAGAAAUACUCUCAGGCAGUGGCAUAAGCGGAGAACAACAAACAGAACAAUCCCAUCUGUUGAUGAUUUUCAGAACUACCUACGAGUUGCAUUCCAGGAAAUCAACAGUGGCUGCACGGGAAAAACAUUGCUAGUGAGGCCAUAUAUUACUACAGAAGAUGUGUGCCAGCUCUGUGCUGAGAAGUUUAAAGUGGAUAAUCCUGAGAACUUUAGCCUGUUUCUUUUUAUUGAUGACACUUGGCAGCAACUGACAGAAGAUACCUAUCCCCAAAAAAUCAAAGCUGAAUUGCACAGUCGGCCACAGCCUCAGGUCUUCCAUUUUGUAUAUAGACGCAUCAACAGUGAUCCUUACGGGGCAAUAUUCCAGAAUGACAACAGUGACCAAAAUACAUAAAGCUAAUUAUUUUAAUUGUUAUAUAAACUGACUAGGAGUUGAGAUUAAAUAAUCCAUAUUCUCUAAAACCUACUGAUCAGUAAGCGUAUGAAUUAUGUAUUACCAUCAGUGAUUAUACAUAAUCUGUAAAAAAAAAAUGCUGUGAUGAUCCAGCUUUACGGGUUCUUCAAAAGCAAAACAUAGCAUCCACCAUCUGUAAUCUGACACGGUGGCUUCUCAGAUGUUCUGCAGUGCCAUCAUCUGCAGAUCUGUAGUGGGUUUUACUUAUAUCUUUCAUUUAUGCAUUAUUUUCAAUUGCAUAUACAGUGGAUCCAACUUCUUUUAAACUAACUGUUAGGGUGACCAUUUAAUCAGUGUAUAAAUGCAUUAUUUUCUGAUGCAGAGCAUCAGUAAAAAUAUGGAUAACAGCCUUUUUUUAAAAAAUAGUUGCUUUAUUAUUAUUUUAUUGAAAGCAACUUUUUAUAUAUAUUUCAAGAAAUUUUAUAGCAGUUGCAGGUAAACUGUCGUGUUUGUAAAGUAUUUUUUAAUGAUAAAAUAUUAUAUAAUUAUGCAUGUGAUUUUAACACAAAAUAGAAAAUAAAUCUCUUGCUGGUUUUAGAGUAAGUGAUGUUUUUUUAUUUAAUUAUGUAUUAAUAUCUAGCUUUCCAAAAUGUCAAACCAUAUUUUUAAAAAUGAUUUUGUAAACAGGUCAUGUUCAAAAUUGGUCAUUCAGAUUUCAGCUAUAAGAAGAUGAUUAUGUCGGACAGUCAUGUUUUGGGGAAAGAUGGAUAUGUAUCAAUUAAGUUUGGUAAAAAGAGUAGGUUUGGUUUAAGAGUCACAUAUAUUAGGGAAGAAGAAAAUUGAAGAAACUACUUAGAUAAGCAGUGAAACAUUUCAAACAAACAAACAAAAAAAGAAGAAGUCAAUUUGCCACGACUCAACUUCCUGACGUAUAGUAGGAAAAUGUUGAGAAUCAGUACAGUUUUUUGUACCAAGCAGUUCAAUAUAUAUUUACAGAAUUGUGAUUUGGUUUCCAGGAGAACAGUCUGUCACUAUAUCAACCAUAAUAUUGUGAAAUUAUCUCUCGUAUGACGUAUACAACUUCUUCUAAAACAUGAAGAUUUAUUUUUUAUUUUUUUAAACAGUAUAGCUAUAGAAAUACUGCUUAGACAUCUGUUGUGUUAAAGACGGCAGGAAAAUGAGUUGAUCAGUUAAAGGUUUUGCCAAAAUUCAGAAGCAAGCCCCAUCAAACACUAUUAAAAUUGUAAAUUUUGCUUUCAGUAAGAAUUUUGAUAGAAAAUUGUACUUUUCUACUUAAAAAUAUCAGAGCUAAGAAUUUGCAUUAAUCUGUACAUUCGGCAGAUUUACCAAGAUGGCAGAACAGUAAACACUCUUUAGCUUA